Cornus florida is the source of this 2805-nucleotide messenger RNA. RefSeq names its product cell division cycle protein 48 homolog. Gene Ontology annotation, molecular function: ATP hydrolysis activity; ATP binding; polyubiquitin modification-dependent protein binding. The coding region runs from base 135 to 2552 and encodes 805 amino acids. The record is from RefSeq and is a predicted model, not a curated record. The transcript is spliced from 9 exons. Lineage: Eukaryota; Viridiplantae; Streptophyta; Magnoliopsida; Cornales; Cornaceae. Gene Ontology annotation, biological process: mitotic spindle disassembly; retrograde protein transport, ER to cytosol; autophagosome maturation. Gene Ontology annotation, cellular component: cytosol; nucleus; VCP-NPL4-UFD1 AAA ATPase complex.
AGAAAUCUCGUACAAAUACCCCCUUCCCUCAAUCUUGAGAUCUCCCACACCGUUACUCUUCCUAUAUUCUCCAAAAAGACCACCUCUCUCUACAAAACCCUCUCUCUUUCCUCUCCUCCGUGGUUAUCGGCGACAUGACUGAUCAAGCUGAAUCCUCCGACUCCAAGGGAACGAAGAGGGACUUCAGUACUGCGAUUCUUGAGCGCAAGAAGGCGGCAAAUCGGCUUGUUGUUGAUGAGGCCAUCAACGAUGACAACUCUGUCGUUGCGUUGCAUCCGGAUACAAUGGAGAAGCUUCAGCUUUUUCGCGGUGACACCAUCUUAAUCAAGGGAAAGAAAAGAAAAGAUACAAUCUGCAUUGCCCUUGCUGAUGACACUUGUGAUGAACCAAAGAUUAGGAUGAACAAAGUUGUCAGAUCAAACCUGAGGGUUAGGCUUGGAGAUGUGGUUUCUGUGCAUCAGUGUGCUGAUGUCAAAUAUGGGAAGCGUGUGCACAUUCUCCCUGUGGAUGACACUAUUGAAGGGGUCACUGGGAAUCUGUUUGACGCAUACUUGAAGCCUUAUUUCCUUGAGGCGUACCGCCCUGUGAGGAAAGGUGACCUCUUUCUCGUGAGAGGGGGAAUGAGAAGCGUGGAAUUUAAGGUUAUUGAGACAGAUCCUCCAGAGUACUGCGUGGUUGCCCCUGAUACUGAGAUCUUCUGCGAGGGAGAGCCUGUGAGAAGGGAGGAUGAAGAUAGGUUGGAUGAGGUUGGUUAUGAUGAUGUUGGUGGUGUUCGUAAACAGAUGGCACAGAUCAGGGAGUUGGUGGAGCUGCCACUUAGGCAUCCACAACUCUUCAAAUCAAUCGGUGUGAAGCCACCAAAAGGGAUUCUGCUCUAUGGGCCUCCUGGAUCUGGAAAAACUCUAAUAGCUCGAGCUGUUGCAAAUGAAACUGGUGCUUUCUUCUUCUGUAUUAAUGGACCAGAGAUUAUGUCAAAAUUGGCUGGAGAGAGUGAAAGCAAUCUCAGGAAAGCUUUUGAGGAAGCAGAGAAGAAUGCUCCAUCCAUCAUCUUCAUUGAUGAGCUUGAUUCUAUUGCUCCCAAGCGAGAGAAGACACAUGGUGAAGUUGAAAGGAGGAUUGUUUCCCAGCUCUUGACACUUAUGGAUGGACUUAAAUCCCGUGCUCACGUUAUUGUUAUUGGUGCUACUAAUCGUCCCAACAGUAUUGACCCUGCCCUCAGAAGGUUUGGGAGAUUUGAUAGGGAAAUAGACAUUGGUGUUCCAGAUGAAGUUGGGCGUCUUGAGGUUCUCCGUAUCCAUACAAAGAACAUGAAGCUAUCUGAAGAUGUUGAUUUAGAAAGGAUUUCCAAGGACACACAUGGUUAUGUUGGUGCUGAUUUAGCAGCUUUGUGCACUGAGGCUGCACUUCAAUGCAUCAGAGAGAAGAUGGAUGUGAUUGACUUGGAAGAUGAGUCCAUAGAUGCUGAGAUACUAAACUCCAUGGCUGUUACAAAUGAGCACUUCCAUACUGCUCUUGGAACAAGCAAUCCAUCUGCUCUUCGUGAAACGGUUGUUGAAGUGCCGAAUGUGAGUUGGCAGGAUAUUGGAGGCCUCGAGAAUGUCAAGCGGGAGCUUCAAGAGACUGUUCAAUACCCUGUGGAGCAUCCUGAGAAAUUUGAGAAGUUUGGCAUGUCACCCUCAAAGGGAGUUCUUUUCUAUGGUCCACCUGGAUGUGGUAAAACUCUACUUGCCAAGGCUAUUGCCAAUGAAUGUCAGGCGAACUUCAUCAGUGUCAAGGGUCCUGAAUUGCUUACCAUGUGGUUUGGGGAGAGUGAGGCCAAUGUUCGAGAAAUAUUUGACAAGGCUCGUCAAUCUGCUCCUUGCGUCCUAUUCUUUGAUGAGCUCGACUCAAUUGCUACUCAGAGGGGAAGUAGCGUUGGAGAUGCUGGUGGUGCUGCUGAUAGGGUUUUGAAUCAACUCCUCACUGAAAUGGAUGGAAUGUCUGCCAAGAAAACUGUUUUCAUUAUUGGGGCCACCAACAGGCCUGAUAUCAUUGAUCCUGCCCUCUUGCGGCCCGGCCGUCUUGAUCAGUUGAUUUAUAUCCCUCUGCCUGAUGAGGAUUCUCGUCAUCAGAUUUUCAAAGCCUGCCUGAGGAAAUCUCCUGUUUCCAAAGAUGUAGACCUGAGAGCGCUUGCAAAGUACACUCAAGGUUUCAGCGGUGCCGAUAUUACAGAAAUAUGCCAACGGGCAUGCAAAUAUGCCAUCAGAGAGAACAUUGAGAAAGAUAUUGAGAGGGAGAGGAGGAGAGGUGAGAAUCCUGAGGCCAUGGAGGAGGAUGUCGAAGAUGAGGUGGCAGAGAUCAAGGCUGCUCAUUUUGAGGAAUCAAUGAAGUAUGCUCGAAGAAGUGUAAGUGAUGCUGACAUUCGCAAGUACCAGGCAUUUGCCCAAACAUUGCAGCAGUCUAGAGGGUUUGGCACUGAAUUCCGAUUCUCUGAGACCAGUACGGGAGCUGCUGGAUCUGACCCUUUUGCAGCUUCUGCUGGUGGAGCUGAUGAAGAUGACCUGUAUAGUUGAUCUUGAUGAGUGUUUUCAUCCUCUUUUACACCGACAUUGCUUUAGUAUUUCAGUAUUUAUAUGUAAUCGUUGCUACUACCUGUAUCAUCGGGCGAAAGCUUUUGUGAGAUAUUUAUGAAGUCUAAAACUUUGGUUGUAGGCCUGUGGAUAACUCCUGGUUUAAGCUUUUGUUGUAAUGGAUGUGUGGGAACUUCAUAGGAUUGAAGUUCUUGUGUUCUCUUAGUUAUCAAUAACAGCAUGUCUUUGAAUGUCU